This is a messenger RNA of Prunus avium (sweet cherry), 997 nucleotides long. RefSeq lists its product as uncharacterized. The record is from RefSeq and is a predicted model, not a curated record. Gene Ontology annotation, biological process: fatty acid biosynthetic process. NCBI's taxonomy places the organism in Eukaryota, Viridiplantae, Streptophyta, Magnoliopsida, Rosales, Rosaceae. Gene Ontology annotation, molecular function: hydro-lyase activity.
AUGAUUUUUACAUCCCAAAUUUACAAUAUUGCAUUGGGGUUGCUCUUUAGCAAGCUCGCAAGAUAAACAGACGGAAGCAGUUGAACAACUUUCACCAACCCCUCAGAAUUCAUUUAAAAUCCCUCGCUGUUUUAGUGCAGUGUGCUGUUGCUCUGUUUCUAACAAUGUCGGCUACCUCGAGUUCCCUCAUGUCUCUCGCUCCCGCUCAGUCUCUGAGUCAACCCAGAAGGGUAAAACUCGUUCAGUCUCCAACCUCUCUUUCAGUUUCUCUCCCAAUUUCUCGUAUGCUUUGCCUUAAAUCAAAUCACCAACGGAAUCUCUUCGCAUGUUGUUCCCUAAAUGUACAAGACAGCGCCGGCCAAGACACACCCAUUGAAAAGAGAUACCCAGCAUUUCCUACAGUUAUGGAUAUUAAUCAGAUACGUGAAAUCUUGCCCCACCGGUUUCCAUUUCUUUUAGUGGAUAGAGUGAUUGAGUACAAUCCAGGGGUUUCAGCUGUUGCUAUAAAGAAUGUGACUAUAAAUGAUAACUUUUUCCCUGGGCACUUCCCAGAGAGACCCAUUAUGCCUGGAGUUCUCAUGAUUGAGGCAAUGGCUCAAGUGGGUGGCUUGGUGAUGCUGCAACCCGAAGUGGGAGGCUCUCGUGACAGUUUCUUCUUUGCAGGAAUUGAUAAAGUGAGGUUUAGAAAACCUGUGAUUGCAGGAGACACUUUGGUAAUGAGAAUGACACUAGUUAAGUUCCAAAAACGGUUUGGAAUAGCAAAGAUGGAGGGUAAGGCAUACGUUGGAGGUGACUUGGUCUGUGAGGGCGAGUUCUUGAUGGCAAGUGGGAGUGUUUGAUGUGCUGAGUAUGUCUUAAGAUCCAUUAAUAUGCAAUUUUUUCUCCUUUUUCUCUUUUUGUUUGUUAAAAGUCUUUUACUACCUUGAUGUUGAGGAUUUGCUUGUCAGUUUGGACUUUCUGCGUCGAUAAAGAUAUUAUGCUUGAUAGUUUUGCUGAA